This is a messenger RNA of Drosophila sulfurigaster albostrigata, 687 nucleotides long. RefSeq lists its product as uncharacterized. NCBI's taxonomy places the organism in Eukaryota, Metazoa, Arthropoda, Insecta, Diptera, Drosophilidae. The record is from RefSeq and is a predicted model, not a curated record.
AUGAAUCCCAAGUGGAGCGCAUCGCUGCAGUCGUUGCAGGCCAUCGACAACAUGGUGAGCUAUGCCAACAUGUCCUUCAUCGACUACGACAAGUUCAACGGCUACGAGAAGCAGCUGGAACGCCAAGCGUCCAUCAUGAGUCUCGCCGAGCAGACGCCGCCCUCGCAUCUCCCCAAGCUCCCCCUGCCCGCCACCCAUUCCCCCCCUCGCCUACCCCACACGCCCACUUCCAUCUGUUCCACCCAGGAGAGCACGCCCAGAACUGUCGUCAUGCGUCGCAAACGGAGCACCAGCUCCUUGGUCCAGCGACAGAUCUCGACAUCGUCCCGCAACAGCAGCCACAGUUUCUACAAUCUGGACACUGACUAUGAGCACAAUCUCGACAGGCGACAGAAUGUCUACCGAGAGAGUCUCGAUUCCCGCACCCUUGAGUUGUUGAAUCAACGCUCUCGCAAUUCUUACAUUCAGGAUCAACCUCUGCUCUUCGAUGCUCUCAAUCUGGAGGAUGGUUCGGCGAGUCGUCGCUGCGCUCUGUGUGCUCAGCCCGUGACUCGUGCGAAUAGCCUCAAGCGUGGUCCUCAGGAUUGCGUCGACAGCGCCGGGAAACCCCAAAAACAGGUGAGUUACUACUUGAGAUUACAUAUUAAAGAAAGUCUAGAAUUAGACUUGGACCUUUUUAAUAAUUAG